UUACGUUCGUAUGAAAAUUUCAGUUGUUAUUUUAUAUGCUACCAGCAGGACAUAAAUAAGAUGAUAUCAUUGUGGGGUGUACCAAAAGUGUACAGAGUUAGGCGUAAUCGUAGUAUAAGAUAUUUUUAAUUUGUAGGUUGUGACCAAAUAAAGCUUAACCUGUGUGGUAUUUGAGUGUUUACAUAGAGGUACCGUUUGAAGACCUGCAUUCCUGAACGUAGAUACGGAUCAGUUAUAGUGGCUCUGGGCUACAAGACAUACUUGUGUUAGAGCUAAGGUUUCCAUAAUGUUUAGAAAAAUUAUUAUUUGAUUGAAAGUAGAGUUGAUUGUAUGAUAUGAGGAUCGGUAACUACUGAGACGGGGUUAUUUCUGAAGGCAGGAUGGUGCAAGCUGCAAGAUUUUUCUUCUGGCCGGUAUGAGCGAAGAAGAGCUUCUGCUGAGAGCGGCAGAAGAGAGGGCAAACAUAGUGAGCCGCUAUGCCCGUGGUCGCGAAGAAGGCGCUCCCAUUGACCCCUGGGAAGACCCUGGAUUCGAGCUGUACCAUGUCACUGAUCGCUAUGGUUUCAUACACGACAACCGGCUGCCCCAGCGCGCGGACCCCCAGGAGCUGCGCCUGCGCCAGAUCGAGCUGGAGCGCGAGAAGAAGUGGCUCAAGAUGCUCAAGGCGUGGGAACAGACGGCGCCCUCGGACAAGCUGCGUCGCCGCGUCUACAAGGGCAUCCCCGACUCGCUGCGGGGCCAGGCCUGGAGCCGGCUGCUGGGGCUGGCCGCCGCCCGGAAGGACCAGAGCGGCAAGUACGAGGAGAUGCGCCAGCUGGCGUGGCGCUGGUCCCCGGAGAUCCGGCAGAUCGACCUGGACGUGAACCGCACCUACCGGGACCACGUGGACUUCCGGGAGCGCUACGGCCUGAAGCAGCGGGCGCUGUUCAACGUGCUGGGGGCGUACAGCGUCUACAACCUUGACAUAGGCUACUGCCAGGGCAUGUCCCAGAUCGCGGCCUUGCUGCUCAUGUACCUGGACGAGGAGGACGCCUUCUGGGCCCUGUCCGUGCUCGUGGCGGACCGGCGCUACGGCAUGCACGGUUUCUUCAUUCCUGGCUUCCCUAAACUUCUGCGCUACCAGGAGCACCACGACAAGAUAAUGAAUCGAUUCCUGCCGAAACUCAAGAAGCACUUGGACAGGAACGGGGUGGACACGGGAAUAUACACCCUUAAAUGGUUUUUCCAGUGCUUUCUGGACAGGAUCCCGUUCCGCCUGACGCUGCGUGUGUGGGACGUGUACCUGUUGGAGGGGGAGCGCAUCCUCACCGGCAUGGCCUACAACCUCCUGAAGAUGCACCGGCGCACCCUGUCGCACCUCGGCAUGGACGACAUACUGCAGUUUCUGCAGGUGCGGCUGGAGAAGGACUUCGGCUACGACGACGACACGGUGCUGACGAACCUGGAGCGCUCCCUGGAGGAGCUGAAGAAGGCCAAGCUGGACCACGCGGGCCCCUGCCCCCCCCACGAGCUGCCCAAGCGGCCGUUCGGCUCGUUCACGGAGCCGGCGUUCGAGCGCAAGGUGGGGCGGCGCUCGGAGUUCUCGGCGACGGAGAGGGCGGCGCGGGAGAGCGUGGUGCUGAGGCGGGACGCGGCCGUGGCGGGGCUCAACGGCCACCGGCGCGACUCGCGGGCGUCCGUGGGGGAGGGCAGUGCGCUGGGGGGCUCCAAGUUCUCGUUCGACCCGAGCAUCGACGACGCCAGCUCGCUGGUGGACGGCCACCACGGGGGGUCCCGGCGCUCGCUCGCCGACACCAGCGUCACGUCCACCGCCGACCUCUCGGUGUUCUCGCGCUCGCAGGCGCUGGACAACAGCUGCGCGUCUGAGGAGGAGGGGGAGGGGGAGGAGAGCUCGGGGGGCUCCGGGGCGGGCCGCAGCGUCCAGCGGGGUCCCUCGUCCGCCCCGUCCACCCCCCGGGCCACCCCGCAGGCCCCCAGCCCCGACGUGGUGCGCAUCUACGUGCCGUCGCCGUCGCCGCAGAACGGCGAGGCCCCUCCCCGGACCCUGCCCCGCCCGCUGCCCGCCGACGGCAACAAGAUCCGCAUCCGCGUCGACAGCCAGGAGGAGACGACGCCGGUGCUCGAGCAGGGACUCCUCGUCCGGUCGACCAGCCCGGAGGAGAUCGACCUCAAGUGACUGCACACUCGCUAGGACCCGCGCACGUCAUCAGUGACACCUAGGGACGUCUGUGUCUCGCGAAUACAUUUCGUGUCGAGGCAUUUCACAAAACACUGCAGCUUUUCCCCCUGCGUUCAUUGGCCGAGGUCGGUGAGAGGUGUCGUCCCGCUCUUGACGGGGCCAAUGAGCAGGGGCACAACAACAGGGGGGGGGGCAAGGGUAUUUUGCCCCCCCCCCUCCUCUGAAACCAUGAAGUGGGGGCAAACGGGGGGCAAAGAAAGUGCUGUGUUAAUCAAUUUUUAGAUAGUAAAACUGCUUAAAUAGCACCAUUUUCCACCUUGAAAUACAAAUUUUUCCCGGACCCCCCGCUUCAAUAGGGCGGGAUCGAUGAUUCUUUACAAAAUGUUAUAUUGCCCCCCCCCUUCCCCCUUCGGAAAUUUAGUUGUUGCGCCCCUGCCAAUGAGAAUGUGGUCACCGCACCGCUGCACCCUCACAAUUUGCCACGACUCUCAGAAAAAAGCUACAGUGUUUUGUGAAAUACCUUAACACGAAAUGAAAUCGCGAAAUACAGGUGUCCCUAAUGAUAUCCCAUUCAAACAGCUUCUAAAACGCUACUAGUGUUGGGUUGGUUCCGAUCAUGGAAUAGUUCGAUUCUGUUGAUUCCAAAAAAAUAAUUGAAAAAUUCUGAAUCCAGUUGUUUUGUGGAAUCCACAGAAAAACCACAAAUUAAUAAUAUUAACAAACAUAUGAAGGUAUAGUCCUUCGAGUAUGAUUUUUGUUCAAUCACAUUUAUAUUAGAUAGGGUUUUUUUUUUUUUCAGUUAAUGUAGAACAGUGUUUAUUUGUUGUUUUAGUUGUUUAAUUUACAGGAUGUAUACAGUGUUUUUUAAAAUUAUAUAUAAAUGUAAUAUUAUUGAAAAAUUUAAUUUAAAAAAUAAUAAACACUACAUUACACUACAAAAUUGACUA
Messenger RNA from Bacillus rossius redtenbacheri, 3126 nucleotides. RefSeq names its product USP6 N-terminal-like protein. The coding region runs from base 416 to 2176 and encodes 586 amino acids. The transcript is spliced from 8 exons. The record is from RefSeq and is a predicted model, not a curated record. Lineage: Eukaryota; Metazoa; Arthropoda; Insecta; Phasmatodea; Bacillidae.